AUGAUAGAAGCAGAAAUAUACAGCUUGCACGACGUAACUUGCAAAAAACAAGCAAAAUGGUCUCAAGAACAAACCGAUGAAGCCCCUCUAGACAAACUACAACCUUCAAAAGAAACCAUAUUGGAACUGAAAGAAAAAAUAGCCAGGCUGGAGAGCCAAAAACAAAACAGAGAAGAAAAUCCUGUUACCAGCAACUCAGUACAAAAUGCCAGAGUAAAUGCUCAGAAUCAACAUAAAUCCGAAACACCCGAGACCCUCAAAACCAUAAUCGAGUCAAUCGAGUUUGAUGAGAACUCAAAACACGUCACCAUCCGUUUUGGCCCACCAGGGAAACUACCUGUUGUUAUGACAUUACUGAAUAAAUACGGAUCGAACAAUACUAAGAGCUUCGGAAUUACCAAUCAAAGGACUGACAAUGCCACAGCCAUAUUAACAAUAACGUACAGGACAAGCACAGGUACGACACAACUACUACGCGAUUACGAACUGAACAAACAGACAGACCAAGAAACAAACAUCGUAGAAACUAAUAAACCGACAAACAACCUAGAGACAGGCAACAACACCGACACUUCCAAAAAUUCUACUAACUCAAACGCCACUGACAGCACUGACAGUUCUGAGAACUCUGAUGACAUCGACUCUACGGACAACAGUGACGAUCCAGACAAUAACGACAUUAACAAUGAUGACAGAAUUGCUACAAACGAAAACACUGACAGCAAUGACAAUAACGACUUCCAAAGACCUGCCAACAAUGACGAUAUCGAAGCUUACACUAUUAAUGAACCAAACAUAGCACUACGCCAUACAUACAACCCGCAAGACAAUGUACAGCUACUCAAAAUAAAUUUGAUAGACGCUUACAAAGUGACAGCCACAUAUAUAGGUACGACAAUAGACGCAGAAGCAUUAUUUAGACAACAUGGGCCCUGCAACACCGAACACUACGCAACGAAAAACAAGGACAUCAAAGCCAUAAUAAUUAGAUACCAAAUGAAAAAUCAUGCGCUUACAGUAAUCAACAAAUACAAAGAACACAUACAACAAAUAAACGAUGACAUACAAAGACCAACGACAGAACAACAAACCAAUCGGGAGAAAACAAUAGAAUACGUACAAACACCAGAUACUAUAUGUGCACGAGUACCCGGACAUACGACAAGACAAAAUUUAACAGAGACAUUCCAACAAUUCGGAAACAUCACAGACGUACGACACUUAGAGCCUAAAGACGGACAAAAUGGACGAUACACUGCGUUCAUCCAAUUUGAAAACCAGGACAGCGCAAACAAGGCUAUGGAAAAGACACAAAUGGCGCACUCGACAAGACUAGCUUACAACAAAGUAUACACAUCAACACGAUCCACUGCACAGCAAAAGACAGAAAAAGAACAAAACACAACACAACAGAAACAAAAAUCAACAACUUGGACCGUUGACCCCGGCAACAACACAAAAUUAUACAUACUAGCACCACCAGACACCACACAACAGCAAUUAGAAACAGAUUUUACAGUGUUUGGAGAGACAGUGAGCAUUGAACAGACGGACAGUACGACAAAAGGAAAAGUAGAGUACAUAACAUAUACAAACAAAGUUGACGCAAUAGACGUCAAAUUAAACGGACCACAGAAAUACAUAGUAAAAUGGAAAUGGACGCCAAGAACAGACGAACCGAUGAUUCACUUCCUAUGCGGAGACCAAAUUCCGAAACAAAGAUUCGACGACCAUAUACAGAACUGCAGCAUGCCUCACUUAAGACAGAGAAUACUAAAUGAAAAGUCAACAUCAACGACCAAAAAACAAGAGGACCCAAGACAGACAACAUCGACACCACAACCGAGCACGAGUGAACAGGCAAACGAGCAAGCAACAAGUCGCUCAACAACAUCCAACACGACAACACCAGUGUCAGUGCAUAAGGCAUUAGACUUAGACUACACGUCAUCCAGCGACGAGGAUCCCAUAGAAAUGGAAAUAGCCAGACAGAACGCCAGACGCCGAAUAUAA
This is a messenger RNA of Nasonia vitripennis (jewel wasp), 2013 nucleotides long. RefSeq lists its product as uncharacterized. Bases 1 to 2013 code for a protein of 670 amino acids. NCBI's taxonomy places the organism in Eukaryota, Metazoa, Arthropoda, Insecta, Hymenoptera, Pteromalidae. The transcript is spliced from 2 exons. The record is from RefSeq and is a predicted model, not a curated record. Gene Ontology annotation, molecular function: RNA binding.